This is a messenger RNA of Odontomachus brunneus, 6368 nucleotides long. RefSeq names its product zinc transporter ZIP3 (gene Zip88E). Gene Ontology annotation, molecular function: zinc ion transmembrane transporter activity. Gene Ontology annotation, cellular component: plasma membrane. NCBI's taxonomy places the organism in Eukaryota, Metazoa, Arthropoda, Insecta, Hymenoptera, Formicidae. The record is from RefSeq and is a predicted model, not a curated record. The coding region runs from base 38 to 1120 and encodes 360 amino acids. Gene Ontology annotation, biological process: zinc ion transmembrane transport. The transcript has 4 exons.
CUACGCCGCUCAUUCGCGAGUGUUCCUACGACCAGCGAUGUUUACCAACGCGGUGCAGGCGAAGAUAGCUUCGAUGGUGCUGAUCGGCGCCGGUAGCUUCAUCGUCGGCGUCACGCCCGCCUGCUUCGUCUCGCACGCCGAGCACCUGCAGAGGAAGCUGCUGCUCUCCUGCACCCUGUGCUUCGGCGCCGGUGUCCUGCUAGCCACUGCGUGUCUGCACAUGCUGCCGGAAGUGCGCGAGAAUCUCCCGGAUCACGCCGAGCUGGUGUUCACCUGCGGCUUCCUCGUGCUUUACUUGGUCGAGGAGUGCGUACACUACUUCUGCCCGAGCAGCGACCACGAGGCCAAUAGUGGUCCUGGGAAUUCUAGACAGAGGAACACGCACGAGCGAGGCGCGAACAGUCGCCACCGUUGCCACAGUGUCGGUUUCAAUGUGACUACACAAGACGAGAAGGUUUGCAUAUCCGAGAAUGAUUCGAGAUUACCGUUCGUCUAUCGGCAGACCCUUUCUGCUAACAACCUUGCUAACAACGACAAUAACGCCUGGACUGUCAGCAGCUACGGCACGGCGGGAUGCAUGCGUAACAGCAUGUCGCAGGAGGAAGCCACGUUCUUAUGCCACACGAACCAGGGUGAGCAAUGUGCCGACUUCAAAACCGGCCUCACCAGUCUCGCUCUCGCCUUGACUGUGCACGCCGUGCUCGAAGGGCUCGCGAUAGGGCUGCAAACGCAGAUCGCAGAGGUGUUACUGUUGACCGGCGCGGUGGCGUCACACAAGUUCGUCGUCGGUUUUUGCCUGGGACUGGAAUUGACGGGAAUCAGCAGGUCCGUCGCUAAAUUAAUAUUUACGAUUCUUCUGUUCGCCGGCGGAUCAGUGCUCGGCAUCGGAAUCGGCAUGUUGAUGUUUCAGGUGGACACAGAUUGGUUAAAAGUCGGGCUGCCGAUUUUGCAAGGCCUGGCGGGCGGAACGUUAUUGUACGUUACCGUGAGUGAGGUUCUGCCGAGGGAAAGAGCCAAGUGGCACAAGAGUCCGCGCAAAUACGCCGGGAUUUUGCAGUUUAUCUCUAUGGUUACCGGAUUUGUCCUUAUUUUCCUGCUCAACCGAUACGUGGGCGCGUGAAUCGAUUGUUAGAUCCUGCAAAUAAUUACAGGGCUACAGCAAGUUCGUCAGGUGGAUCGCAAUUACGCGAAAUCGAGUUUUCCUCGCUUUGUGCAAUGCUGAUUGCACUCUGCAUACGUAAAUACAGUAACCGUGCAAUACAUACUCGAGCGAGUGUUAUAAACUAAACAGUUCACUGCUAACGAAACAUUUAAAAUUUCUCUUUGAAUAUUCACAAAGAUGUCGUAAUAGAACAUUCAUAACGUACACGAUCUUUGUCGCAGUAUAUAUUUCAUUUUUACUAUAAUUUCAAUGACCAUAAUCAAUAAUAUAACUUUUCAAUCUACUAUUACAUUACAUCGCUGUUUGAGUCUCUUCACAAUCGUGAUAAGUAACGAUUUCUCAAUUUUUAUAUUACAUGCAAACGUACGUAUAUAAACAAAAAAUUGUACAAAUAACACAGACGAUACUGAUGGAAAAAUCUAUUUUUUAAUUUGUAAUACAUGCUACGAUUGUUCCUAAGAUUGCUCCAUGAUCCGAAAAAGAAACACUAGUCAAUUUCUCACCACCUUGAAUUAUGUUAUCCGAAAUGUGUUUAUGCUGAGAGUCUCGAGAGAGUAAUAACAGUCGUCGAAUAUCUUACCGUGGCAAAACACGACGAAUCGAGAGAAAAAAAGACAGUGUUUCAUCGUCGGCUCUUUAGGAGCUUACUGGACCGCGAAUAUGCCUUUUGUGUUUAUCCAGCGUGGUAAAGAAGUGCGUAAAAAUGUGCCUCCUUUUUUCCGGCCGCGAUUUCCGGUUCGUCGAGCGUUUCCGCGGGAAUUAGCGUUGCAGAGAGCCGCAUCCGACAACGCGGCGAGAGAUUAAUCUCGUCGCGGAGAGAACAUUAAUUACGCGGAACUGUUUGAGGCAGAGAUCGCUCGAGCCUCGCCGGUUCUGCCAAAUGGAAAAAAGCUUAGAAUAAGUCCCUUUACCGUACGUUCAUCCCUCGUGAAGCUUUCUCGACGCGGCGUAAAGCAGCGGCAAUUCCGCGCGACAGACUCGAUCCAUUAGCGAAUUACUCGGACGUAAGAACGAGCAGCUUUAAGAGGGCACCUAUAGCCGAAGCCUUAGGAGGAUAUAGUCGCCGUGAAAUAGAAAUAAGGAACAAACUACAUUGUGCGCGCUUAUACUAUUUUUCUUUUCUAUUCCUUCUUAUAUCUCGAUGAAAUCGAUUUUAUUGUAUGAAGUGUGUCUUUGUGUGUAUCUUUUCCCAAGCAAAUUAUUAAAAGAUAUCAUGAAGAUAUCAUGAAGAGGAAUCCUAUUUCUUUUUGGCGUUUUUUGGAAAUCUUCAAGACAUCUUUUAGUAAUUUGUAUUGUCUGCGUCGUUAUUAAGAUGAGUUAAAUUUUCUAAAUUUCCUGGAGUGAGAUUUUAUAUAAAAAAUAGAGUCGAAUUCGAGUGAGUUUUCACUGUUACGGGGUAAAUUCUUUACUCCGAGUCGUCGAAUGAAUAUAUUCACUAGAAACUGAAGUGUGAAUCUGAUAUAUUCUACCGCCAGAAGCGCAUAUUCACAUCGAUCGAUUGAAACGUUCGCUCAUAUGACGUCAGAAUCCACUCUAAUCGAGUGAAACAUUCACUCUCGUGUGUCUACGAGUAUUUUCACUAUCGCCUCGAGCGAAGAUACUGCCACUUACCACUCCAAGAAAUGUCGAGAUAACGCAACGUAAAUAUUUCGAGGUAACACCGGUGGAGCUAGAGUCAUAGAUCUUCGAUCUUCGAGACGAUACCGGGACAAUUUAAUGACACCGAGUUUAUUGUUUGGCGAGCACUCGCGACACGGUUUUCCCUCGUCUUCCCGGCGUGGAGACGCCGUCGACCGAUAUUCGGCGAGAUCUCGUUUAACGGCGCGCUUUACGGCGCGGGAGGUGGAUGCUCCCGAUGAUCGAUAGCGCACGGAGAUUAGAUCGGGAUCGCUAUUGGCGUCUACACACGCCUGGUAUCGCGUUUCAGCGUUCUUUGCUACGGAGCCGCGAUAUAAAAGCUCUCGUUCCUUUAUUAGAAACUUUAAAGUCGACGGAGCGUUAGAGCUCGGCUCGGUGCGGCUCGACGCGGCGCGGCAGCCGUCCGCCCUCGGUCUGCAUAAAAACAAGGGAGGUCGAAUGAAAUUUCAUGAAACCUAUCGUCGACGUCAACCCUCUCUCUUUCUUUCUCUCCUACGCGCUUCCUUGAACAGACGUAAUUUCGACAAAUGGACUUGUUCGUUGGAAACAAAAGAAUCCGACCACGACGGAAUAGAUAAGAAAGGAAUACUCGAGAGCGCGCCUUUCAGCAGCUCGACCCCACGCCGAUUAAUCUCUUUUUUAAAUGUCAAAGCGACUCCCUUCCUCGCUUACCUCGUCCGCCCGCGACGAGCAGUUUAUCACCGAAUCGCACGUAGUAGUAAGUUCCGCACCAACACCCACGUACGUAAUCCCGUCGGCUGGAGCUUGUUUCUCUCUCAUCGGUCUUCGUCGAGGCCACCUUAGACGUAUACUUAGUUUUUUCGAUAUUAACGAGGCUGAAGUGUGUGCAUGUGGACGGUCUCAUACGCUUUAUACUACGUUGUGAAGUUCAGCGCGCAUGUAGCUGCGCGCGGAGAGAAAGAAAGAAAGAGAGAGAAAAAGAGCGAGCGAGUGAGAGGGAGAGAGAAAGACGAGCCGCCAUGUUUGCGCGCCUCUCUCUCUCUCUUCUCGACGCAUUGCAACGGUUCGGCGUCGCGGCGAUGUCGCUCCUCAUUUUUCGUGAUUUUCACCCGUCUCCAAGGAUCCACGCGUGCCGAAUCGAUGUCGAAAGUGCUGAGUAAAGUGCCGGACACUUUGAGGUAUCGUAACAAUAGUCAAUUUCGCGAUUCUAAGUCGUGAAAACCUGCGCGUCGCUUCGCCGUGCGCCGACGCGGUAUCCGUUGAAAAAGCCGGCACGUAUUUUAGGUUAUUUACUCGUUCGUGGUGCGUCGCGUCAGAUCGCGUGCAGUCGUGAGUCGCGAGUACAGGACGAAAUAGCCGCCGUGAAGCUGAAAGAUACGCAUAAUUGUACGUACAAUCGAAUAAUGACAGCGAUCAGUAAUGAUCGGAUAUUAGGUCAUAUACUGUGCGGGAAUAAAGGUGAUUUUGAACAGGCUCCGGUUAAAUUAACGAACGGUUAAGCUGUGGGCUGAAAUUUUGACUUCACUCCGCCCUCUCUCUCUCUCUCUCCUCUCUCUCUCUCCUCUCUCUCCUCUCACUCUCCUCUCUCUCUCAACUUCUCCAACAGCAAUUUUAGUUUGAAUCCAACUACUCAACCGUUCGUUAGUUUAAUCGGAGGGUGCGAUUCGUUACACGCUACAAAUGCUUCGAAGCAUUCGCAACAUCUGGUGAAUCAAGUUUGGUCAAAGUCACUCUGAUUGGCUAUCUUGUUCGCGAUGUUCGAUCACAUCGAUCGAUAAUCGAUGGUGAUGCGCGAUGUUCAACGCGCACGUCGCCGCGCGAGCCCGCCAUUUCCUUCUUGUCGCGCGUUAUACUCACGAAAGUGCCGAGUGACCGGCUUCGCGAAUUCGUCGUGAUUUUCGGGCAGAGAACGGGCAAUCCGCGUGAAUAAUAGCAACUGGUGAUUACUGUCUCUGAUAGCAGUGUCGGAUAAUCGUUGCGUCACAAUAAUUGGUAUGUGGGAUUGCAAUUAAUCGCGUUCUCUCGUGCUAGCGAAGCUGUGUGUGUGUGUCACGUCUGUUAUCCGCCAAAAUGCGCUUUCGCAUAUCUCGCGUGGCAUUUAUUCCUACCGAGUGCAUCACGUUCCGACCGUGCAAAUCGAACAUAGCUGUUGCUAUGAACGGGUGUAAAUAAGCACGCUGCACUUAAACUUCUAAUCAUGCUCGUUUCCGAGUGCGCUUUCACGACAUCGUAUAGAUUAAACUAGAGAUCUAAUUCAUAUUUAUUGUCUCAUCGAAAUAGCUAAGUCUCUCUCUCUCUCUCUCUCUCUUUCUCUCUCUCUCUCCCCCGCUUGCUCGCUCGCUCACUCUUUCUCUCACUUUCUCUCUCUCUUUCUCUCUGCCGUCUCUCUUCUUUCUUUUUCUUAAUAUAUCCUUCAAAGUGCUUCGGCUUGAUUGUUGCGCAAGCAGCCCUUGUAAACGAAUAUCGUAAAACCACGGUAGCUUCUUGUAAAGUACUUGCGUCUCGAUGAAAUUGAGUUUAAGAUUGGAGUGUUUCAUUUAACUGUAUAUAAACGGAGAGAAUGUUAGUAAAGAGUACACUACAAGAUUUUGUAAUCGAGAAAUAGAGAUCGACAUUCUGCAGUCACUCAUUGUAAUUUCAUUUUGUAUGCGUCACUUACAUCUUAAGAAUUGAAGUGUUCUAAAACACUUGCCAUGUUUCUAGCGGAAUUUACUGUGUUCUUUAGAAAGACAGAGUCCGCCGACAGUAAGGUUUAUCUUACCGUUUUUCAAAAGAAUUUAUAUGGAAAAGCAAACUAUAAUAUUCUCUUUCCGUGCACAUACUCGUGACAUACUACGGUGUGUCUCGUACGAUAUAAGCGAUUAUUUUGACUAUAUUACCGUUCUUUUGAUAUUUCAUACCGCUUUAUAAAUAAUCCGUCAUCGUGAACAUAAUACGAAAUUUCUUCAUAUACAAAUAUUAUAAAAUCGUGGUAACACAUUGGAACGCGCCAUUAGAAGGCCGAUGCACACGUUAGCUCGGUAGGAUUUUGACACAUUUGAUGUCAUGACCAAGAUUGUCUCACAAAAGUAUAUACAUAUAAAACGAUAUAAAAGGCGUGCGGUGAAAUAUAAAAGUCUGUGCAAUUAAUCUUGUCGGUAUAGGGGUGAGAAAAUCCACACUCAGCGACACAGAUAUCGAAAUAAAAAUAUCCUCAACGAAGAGGAAGACUCGGUAUUAUUAUCAAUUCAGUGCGCGUCGUCGCAUGUAUAUUUUUAUCUAGUAUUUAGAAUAAUAGUAUACUAUAUAAAGUAUAGCAAACGCUUGUAGGGCAACGGUGUGGGCACAUCUGGGCGUGUUUAUGUAUGAAUCGUCACCGGUUUGUUGAGAGUCAGUCGGUCACCGCGCGCCGGGCAGACCGGCUGUGUCUCGCGUCGUACGAAAAUUCAUCGACGAAAUUCCCGCGAAAUCGACUCCGAAUCUUCCGAAAAGUGAGCUCACUUCUCCUCUAAACCUCUUGCUUCAGUUUGGCGCGACAGUAUCAUACGUCGAACUUUACGAAAAACAUCGUGACGCAAACUUUAUAUUCAUAAAUUGAACAUUAAAGACAAUGUGGUGUGUUCUGUAA